Planococcus citri (citrus mealybug) is the source of this 1543-nucleotide messenger RNA. RefSeq names its product speckle-type POZ protein-like. Gene Ontology annotation, biological process: regulation of proteolysis; proteasome-mediated ubiquitin-dependent protein catabolic process. The record is from RefSeq and is a predicted model, not a curated record. The coding region runs from base 209 to 1291 and encodes 360 amino acids. Gene Ontology annotation, cellular component: cytoplasm; nucleus. The transcript is spliced from 2 exons. Gene Ontology annotation, molecular function: ubiquitin protein ligase binding. Lineage: Eukaryota; Metazoa; Arthropoda; Insecta; Hemiptera; Pseudococcidae.
AAGUACAUAUUUAGAUAAAGAGUUAUGUUCCUCAAAUCUCUACGGGUUUCAAUUUUAGUUUUCAUUUAAUAGACCUCAAGUUCACGAUUCCGAUAAAUAUCUGAGCAAUAUUUUUUGGUACAUCUAGGUACUUACUUUCAAUUGAAAAAAAAAAACAAACACAAAACAAUAUUAUUCUGAUUUCUUUUUUUCUUCUGUUAAAAUAAACAUGAAUCCUUUCUAUCUCACUUGGAUGGUAUUUUUCACCCUCUAUUGCAGUAGUCAAAGUGAACCCUUGGAGCAUACUUCCAAUACUGAUUGUGGUCAUAGAAUUCGGUGCAAUUCGCAUCCUCAAGUUCACGAAAUAAACUAUAUAUGGACGAUUCAUCAGUUCAGUCGUUACGAGGCAUUCAACACUAGUGAGAUUUUAUCGCCCAAGUUACACGCACCCACAACUUAUAGAUACGAAUGGGAUGUCGCAGUCGUACCUAAUUACAUUCACAAGGGAGAUGAAACGAUCGCUGUAUAUGUUUAUUUAUCCAGCGGAAGCGUAAUCGAUGAAGCGGUUGCAAACUCGAACGUUUCAAUCAUAAAUCACAACGAAGAAACGCUAUUUUACAGAAGUAUGACAAAAAUAAAGCACAUAGUGGCCAUCGGAGGAGAGGGCGGAUGGGGGGACUAUUGCAAAAAAGACGACUUUUUCAGGCAUCAUUUACUGCAAAAUGACACAUUAACACUGCUAAUCAACAUACAAUGGUUUUCUCAAUCUUGCAAUAACGUUUCCCACGAACGCAAUCCAUCGCCGACUCCCAUGGUACACGAAACCACCACUAUCCAACUCAAUCAUUCAGCUAACAACUUUGAAUCGUUGCUCGAAAAUUCAAAAUUCGCAGACGUCGUACUGACUAUUAAUGGAAGCACUUAUCCAGCUCAUAAAGCUAUUUUAGCCGCACGCAGUCCAGUUUUCGCCGCCAUGCUUGAGCGUAAUAAUUCGAAAAAUAAAAAAAUUCGAAUUCACGUCACACGCAUGAAUGAAGAAGUUCUCCGCGCAAUGCUGCAAUAUAUUUAUACCGGAAGCUGUGCAAGUUUACGUUUACGCAAACUAGCGGAUAAAUUGUUCGUAGCUGCUGCCAAAUAUGGUUUGGACGGAUUGAAAAAGAUUUGCGAACAAACGCUCUGUGUGACUCUGUCGACUAAGAAUGCGGUUAAAAUGUUGAUAUUUGCGGAAAAACAUCACGCCAACGAGUUGAAAUUCAAAGCAACACAAUUUAUAGCAAAUAGAUCUGCUCGAAAGUUGAAUACAACAGGCUAAAAAAUUUAGAUUUAAUCGAAUGAUCCAGCUAGUUGAUAUAUGAGCUAGCCAAUAUCUCAUAAAUCGUUAAUCCGCAUACAAAUCAUAAUCAAUUAACUUGCAUUACUUGUAAAUCCGUCGAUUACACUUUGGUAUUUCAAAAUAAAGGCAUACUGAAUGGAAACGAUUUACAAUUUAAUGAUUUCCUUGGAUUAUUCCAGAGUCGUGGCAACAUUAUACGGAUGUUAACGCUUAAUUACAACAAUUUGAUGA